UACAAGAGAAACUUACUUGUAAUGAUUGUAAACAUAAAUGAUCAAUUCAAUUCUUAAAUUUAUUUAUGAUGAUUUUUACAGAUUUCACAAAAGCACAGACAAGACAACGAAGUCAGAGUCCAAGAGCGGGACCGACGGGUCGAGCAUUGGGCCUUAACCCCAAAACGUCAUCAUCAUCAUCGUCGUCAGAGUUCAGUUGUCCUGAAGAGUUCGGCUACUUUCCACAUCCGUCAGAUUGCAGUCUUUAUUAUGUCUGCGUAUUCGGCGGUGCUUUAUUAGAGAGCUGUACUGGUGGAUUGAUGUACAGUCACGAACUUCAAACAUGUGAUUGGCCACGAAAUGUUGGCUGUGAAAUGCGUGAGAUUACGGCUCCAUUGCCAGCACCUGCUCGUGAAGUAACGCCUCGCGUUCCAGUCUCUAGUAGAAUCAGAUUCUCAUCAUUACCGACAGAGCCUCCAUCAGGGCCUUCAGGUCCAUCUGGUCCAUCAGCACCAGCUCACAUUCAACAAAUUCAAACACUUCCACCACCACCAAAUCAACAACGAAUUAAUCCGAAUCCGAUCAUCACCUCACGAGGCCAACCAAAAAGUUAUUCAGAGGAUGAAAUUCUCAAACAAUUGUAUGCUGAAGCUCAUGACACUUUACCACCGGUAGAAGAGGAAGAAUCCGACAGACAACAGCGUGUUUACAGAGGUCAGCCAAGUACCGUUACACAAGUCCAAAGAGACCGUGACGGAAUCAUUCAUCAGCCGAGUGUCAACGCUAUCCCUACGCAACAGAAAGGCGGAUCUUUCGUCUUUAAUUCUCAGCUUCCGUCAUUCAGCCAUUCAUCACAAGCAACUGUCUUUAAUUUCGGCCCCAACGAUAAAAAGAACAAAAAAGAAGAAAACAAAGUCAUUCAAAUAACAACUAAAAAGCCAUCUUAUCAUCAAUAUCCGAUUCCGUCAAGCACGCCUAAAUAUAUUCCAGCGUAUACAACACCAAACCAUGGCCAUACAUUUAGCACAGUUCAACCCCCACGUAGUACCAGCAGCAUUCCAGCAAUUAUAAAAUUCCCCGAUGAUGUUUUUCAAGCUAUUCGACCAUUCGCUAGUCCGGCUCCCAACAUUAUUCAUUCUAACAAAUUUAACUCGCUGGUCAACAAGAAUAAUGACAUAACAAAGCCAACAACUUCAACAACUGAACGAACAAGUACGAAGAGAACAAAAAUAAAACUUUUAACAAAACCAGCAAAUACUAAAAUUUCGAAUAUUCAUCAAACAACAACAGUAAAACCGACUCGUUCGACCACCCGACGCAAGACUUACACAAUCAGACCAAAUCGUGGAAACUUGAAAUUCAAAGUGUCGACAAAACGACCCGACUUGACGCGACUGGAAAUUGACGAAAAAUUACCAAACAGAGUUGAGCAGUCAUCUCCAUCACCAAACUCUUAUAAUAUCCCGCAAAAGUCACAAAUUAAACAGAAUAAGAAUUAUUAUAAUACUAGCAAUUAUAAUCCAUCUUAUGAUCCCUACUACACGAUUUAUGACGAUGAGAUUUACGGUGAUGUUGAAUAUUCUAAUCAAUUCAGCAACCAACAAAAGUCCACACCAUCAUCGACAUAUCGGCCAACAACCUCACAAAGUCCACAAACAUUCGCACCAAAACCACAAACUCAACCGACGACUUAUCUAACUCAAACACAAGCGCCGAAGACGUAUAAUCAGCAAAUUUAUGACUACGAUGAAGCUCUCGUCGCACAACUUGAAGAAAGCGAUCGAUAUGGUCAACAUGAACGUCAACCAAACACUGACUUCAGGGGAGACAGAAAUGAAAUAAAUUUAUCUGAUCGCGCAAUAAUAAAAACUCAAUCGCCAUCUCGUAGCAAUGGCGUGAAGUUUUCAUCAGUUCCAGCUUUCGUCUCGCUUUCAACACCGGAACCAUUUUCCUUUAAACCUACUUCAUCCGUUACCCAUCGAACCUUCAGACCAACAACAGUUCUUACCACCAUUCCAUCUACGACUCCGUCUACCACUUCCACUAAAAGAACAACGGAAUAUCAAUAUGUGACUUCAAGAUCAUCGCUGUCGGAAGGUAGCAACAAUAAGACAGCUAAUAACCGUAUUAGAAUAACACUUUCUGCUCGCGCGGGUUCCCAUGAUAAACCGAUCCAUAAAGUUUACGUUCCUUUUUCUUUCCCAUCCCAAUCCCAAUCCUCAAGCACACCAUCAAUCCAUACAGCAGUUUACACUCAAUCAUUGCCCUUAACGACUUUGACAUCGACCACCACAAGUACGAUUCCACCCCAACCUUUAAUUUCAAGAGAUCCGUUGCCAUCUGACCAUUACUACUUUUCCGAUCAAGACGCUCCCCUAGAUUAUUAUGAAAAUGUUGACGAAAUAAAUAUUCCAUCAUCAUCAGUAUCAUUAAAUAAAAAUAACAAAACUCAUUCAUCCUCAUCAAUUCAAGCUUCAUCUUCAUCAACUCUUUCUCAUUCAUCCACCCCAUCUCAAAUGAUUGUUCACGUGAAUGAUCAUCGUGCAAAUCAGAAUCGUUUUCGAUAUAAAUUUUCUGAUUAUUUAGAACCGUCUCGUUACGAUCAAAGCACUUUAAAAUCAUAUUUCAUGUUGUCAUCAUCAUCUUCGACAACUGAAAUAAUUUUUAGUUCAAAGUUCAGAUCAACAACGACGACAACAGAAAAGCCCCCAAGUACGACAUCAACCAUUUCAACAACGACUCGUGAUCAAGAAUCACAAAGGCAAAAGAUUCUCUCGUUUAUCGUGUCCGAAAAUCAGCCGUCAAGCUUCAAAUUGUCAAAUCAAAAAUCUACUAACAGAAUUGUUAAUUCAAGUAAUUUAAGAGCUUAUGUAAAUACACAAUUGCCCGAAAGCACAACUGUUUCACACUCAAACACGACUUCCACUAAUUCACCUCGAUCACCAAAUAAUAAUUCUCCAAGCCCAACGAAAACAACAAUUCUCUUAUCGCGAGAUCAAUUGAAUCAAAACAAAACAAUUCGUUUAACUUUAACUUCAAGCCUUGAUUCUCAAUCUUCACCAUACAAGGCGUCAGCGUUGCCACUUAGAAGUCAAGGAACAGUUGAAGAGAUUCCAUUGAUAAAAUCAAGGCAACCGGAAACACGUCAAGUUCUUCAAUUGAACCCCAUUGAACCGACGACUUAUUCACCUCCAAAACCCUUUCGAUUUUCGAUUGAAACUACAACAAAAUCUGAAACCACAACAGCACUCCCUACAAGUUCUUUUAUAAUUGAUGAAAUUUCCCCUGAAUUAGAAUCUUUCCCUGCUCAUUCACGUCGUCGACCUUACGUUAAUGAUUUCUUAACAAACUCAAAUAUUCCAACGCGAUUUCCACCACGAACGACAACAUCAGAACAACCAAUUGAUGUGACAACAGAAGCUUCUACAACAUCAUCGACAACAGUUCCAUCAUUUCGAUCUGGAAUUCAAAGUUUCACAUCACGUGGCCUUGUUUUUAAAGAGAAUCUUAAUCGAACACUUGAACCUCAGAAUCUUAAGCCCAUUGUCUCGCCUUAUAUGAGUUUAGAGAAGCAGAGAUUGACAAACGCUAUUCGCACUACAUCACCAGCGCCACGAUCUCUUGACGCUUCUACAUCCACCACAACAUUCUUGCCUGUCACAUCUUCAACCUAUCGCAGCUAUUUUCUCAUAACUGCACCGAUAAAAAACAAAACAAUCCCAUCAACCUUCCUUUUCCCUGAAACAACGAGUACACCUAGAAGUAGUUCUAUAUUAACCACAAGCACGACAACAAAUUCUCCUUCUUCAUCAACAACACUAAAACCUUCACCUUUCAGUGUCAAAACUGAAUCGAAUUCUUUAACAUCGACCGAGAACAGUCGAGGUCGUUAUCGCCCUUUUGUAACUUUCACAUCAUCAAAUUCAAUUGUUGAAGAACCAACAACUUAUUCACCACGUUUACGGUUUAAUACGCGAACUCAAACCAUGGUUGAUUCAUCACUUCCCAUCAAUGAUCAACCUGCUUUACGACGUAAAGUCGUUCGAUUGAAAUCAGCAUUAACGCCGCCAGCUAAACCAGUUGAUUCAUUUAGUUCAUCGACUGAUCUCAAUCGUAUUGACGUCACGACUUCAACUCCCUUUAGAGAAGUCACUGACAAUAUUGUAGCAUUGCCAUCGAGAGAAACGAUUCAAUUUAAAACGCUUCCGUCAAAAUCUGCUGAAACAAUUCUGAGUAAACUUUCUUAUUCAAGUGACAGUCCUAACACUGCACUUCGGCUUAGAAAUAAUUUUAAUCAAUUGGCAAGUGUUCAAGAGUUGCGUAACAUGACAUUUGAUGACUUGAAAAAUAAACCAUUCUUUUAUAUUAGAUUUAAAAAUUCGAGUAAUGUUGAAGCUUUGGAAACUUCAACGAAAAAGUUUCGUGCGACUGUUGAAAUGCCCGUAAUGAAUGUUCCAUUAGAGAAAGAGCUGAACAGCUUCAGCAAUGCGAAAGUUGAAGAAGUUAAUGAUGAGGAAAAUUCUCAGAAAUCAUAUGAGAAUGAGUAUGAAAGUAGUCGUGAUUAUGACGCAUAUGUGGAUAGUUCAUCGACAACAACUGUCGCACCACCAUCCACAUAUGAUGAUAUUCAUUUUAAUACGACUUACAGUAAAAUCUUUACGACAUCGACAAGCACUUAUCAACCGACAACAAUGACAACAACGACAAGCACUUUGAGAACGACAGAGAGACAAACGACGACAACGACAACCGCCAAUCCUAAAAGUUUGAUCCCGCCGCGCGCUUCGCGUGUUAAUAAUGCAAUCAAGACAUCAAUUGUUGCUGGACUGCCACGCCGAAAUAGUGCCAGUAUAAAAUGUAACGAUAUUUCUUCCAAUGCAAAGUGCAACGAAAUUCCAUCGAGAACACCAAGUAGAAAUCGAGGCAGUUCGCAAUAUGCUGGAGACACGCAAUCAACUGUUUCGCAAAGUACUGGCCGUGGAACUCACCCACCUCGACCAGCACGCCCAACAUUGAAACCAUCGAAGACUGUUGUCGAACAUGCUCAACAAUAUGUUGACAUUUAUCGUUUCCCUCCAACGAGACCAGAGCCUUUGUAUCCACAGCCAACUCCUGAUAAGACAGCAGCAAAGUGUCGUAAAGAUGUAUGCCAAUUGCCUGACUGCUAUUGUGGUGGCAAAGACAUUCCAGCUGAUAUGCCCGUUGAACAAGUGCCACAAAUUGUGUUGUUAACCUUCGACGAUUCUGUGAAUGAUUUAAACAAGCAACUGUACCAAGAUCUGUUUGAACGUGGCCGUGUUAAUCCUAAUGGAUGUCCGAUUUCUGCAACAUUCUACGUUUCUCACGAAUGGACUGACUACAGUCAAGUGCAGAAUCUUUAUUCCGAUGGUCACGAAAUGGCAUCACAUACCGUCUCCCACAGUUUCGGUGAACAAUUCUCAUUGAAGAAAUGGGCACGAGAAAUUGCUGGGCAGCGUGAGAUUUUAUCCGCAUAUGGUGGUGUUAAGCAAGCUGACAUUCGCGGCAUGAGAGCGCCUUUCUUGUCGAUUGGCGGUAAUAAAAUGUUCAAGAUGUUACACGACUUUAACUUUACCUACGAUUCAUCAAUGCCGGUCUAUGAAAACCGACCACCAAGUUGGCCUUAUACUUUGGAUUAUCGCAUUUUCCACGAUUGCAUGAUCCCGCCUUGUCCAACGAAGAGUUAUCCGGGUGUGUGGGAAGUUCCUAUGGUGAUGUGGCAGGAUUUGAACGGUGGACGUUGUUCAAUGGGAGAUGCAUGUUCCAAUCCAGCAGAUGCCGAUGGCGUUUACAAGAUGAUCAUGAAGAACUUUGAACGUCACUACACGACCAAUCGAGCUCCAUUCGGCUUGUACUAUCAUGCAGCAUGGUUCACUCAACCACAUCAUAAAGAAGGCUUCAUCAACUUCCUUGACGCAAUCAAUGAAAUGCGCGAUGUUUACAUCGUCACAAACUGGCAGGCUCUUCAAUGGGUCCGAGAUCCUACACCAAUGUCAAGAAUAAAUUCAUUCCAGCCAUUCCAGUGUAAUUAUCAGGAUCGUCCAAAAAGAUGCAAUAACGCGAAAGUCUGCAAUCUUUGGCAUAAGUCUGGUGUGCGAUACAUGCGCACAUGUCAGCCGUGCCCUGAAAUCUACCCUUGGACCGGUAAAUCCGGAAUUCGUUCAUCACGAAUCGACAAUGAUCUUGAAGUGGUGGAGAGUACUUAAGUGACUACCGUUGUAUUGUAAAAUUAUCAACUUUAUUUAUUUCUUUAAUUCAUCUUUCAUCAUAAUCAACAGCAAUAGUUUUUUUUAUAAUUUCGUUCACAUUCGAGAUUAGAAAAAUCAAAAAUUAUCAAAAGAAAGUUCAUCUCCUUAGUUAGUUAAGUUUCAUUUUCAAAAUUUUCCUACAACACCUUAAUAAGCUUUAAGCAGCGUGAUUAACAGUGAGCGCAUGUGUUACUCCAAUUAUUCACCCAGAAUGAAUUUAUAGAUAAUUAAGGCUGUUUAUGCGAGUUUGCAGUUCUUAAACGCAUCUCUUGAACAUUUAAAUAUAUUUAAUUAAGUAAAGAACUGCUGUAAAUUCGAUGAAUAUUAGAUGAAAAAAAUUUUUUGAAGAUCAUUUGAAGCCAUUUUUGAGUUGGCAAUUUCGAUUAUAAAAAAAUUAUAUUAACUUUAAAAGAAGACUUGAAAGAUUGCUUGAAAACAUUCGAUCAGCAUGAAAUUUUAAAUAAAAAAGAAGCAUUUCGCGUGUGCUGAGUAACGAAAUGAAUGCCAUAUUUACCAAGCCGUGCACAAAAAAAAAUGAGAAAAAAAAUAUUUUCGUGGUUACAUGAAUUGAAGCUGAUCGAACGAUAAGCACCGUUGACAAGAUGUCCAAUACGCAUCGUAUAAUGUCGCAACAAUGUUCAUUCAUCAUAACAUAUCACUGCCAUUCUGAUUUUAUUUAAAGCAAUUUUUACUUUUUCCCACAUUCUUACAAGUAAUGCGCGAUGUGAUGCGUUGCAUAUUUUGUCAACGGGGAGUCGAUAGCUUAAGAAAUUGAAUAAAGAAAGAAGCUUAAUUGUUUUUUCUUCUUUGAAUUUAUGAAAUUCAUACUUAAGCUCCAUAAUUAUUUUUAAACCUUUUACUUUAAAAAGUCGCUUUGUAAAUAUUUUUUUUCUUUAAUACUCUUUAAAACUUUUGUUUUUUUUUUCUAUCAAAUUUUACUCUUCACAAAUCAACGAUCUGUCACCCAUUUAGAAUUUAAAUCAUAAACGAAAACAUUUGUGAUGAACAAUCAAUCAUGAUCGAUUAUGUAAAAUAAAGGAAAGUUAGCCGUACAAUUGUAAUAAAUAAAAAAUUGAACAUGAAAUAAAAUAAAUAAAAUAAAAG
This is a messenger RNA of Clunio marinus, 7349 nucleotides long. Lineage: Eukaryota; Metazoa; Arthropoda; Insecta; Diptera; Chironomidae. The record is from the annotation of a GenBank genome assembly.